Molecule: messenger RNA, 1406 nt
Organism: Triticum aestivum (bread wheat)
Lineage: Eukaryota; Viridiplantae; Streptophyta; Magnoliopsida; Poales; Poaceae
Product: F-box/LRR-repeat protein At2g43260
Exons: 2
Coding region: 54-1250 (398 amino acids)
Molecular function (GO): protein binding
Source: RefSeq, a predicted model, not a curated record
CCUCGCCCUAAUAAAAAGCCCAAGUCCUCGAGAUCACGCCCUUGAUCCUGGCGAUGUCUUGUUACCCACAACAUCUGACCGAGCUGGUGUCCACGGAGAUCCUCCUCCGGCUCCCCGUGAAUUCGCUGCUGCGGUUCAGGUGUGUAUGCAAGGCAUGGCGCGACACCAUUGACAACGAUUUCUUUGUCCGCGCACACCUCCGCGCCGCCCAGAACACGUUCACGCUCAUCGCCCCACAUGUUAAGGCAGAUGGCAUGAUCACCGCCGCCGGCUUAUAUAGGUGGGAGCAGGGCGCCAAGGCCGCCGACGACGACGACAGGAACACCGCCGCCGCCGCUGGCGUGUACCCGUGGGAGCAGGACACCGCCACCCUCGUACACCCCAUGGGCGCCGACUACUCCGUCCCGGGCACGACGAAUGUUUCCCACGACCUUGCGCACUGUGACGGGCUGGUGCUGGUGCCUUCCGACGCCAUGGGCCAUCAGGCUUUCGGCCUCGGCCAUGACCCUCGCUCCAAAGCUUACAAGGUUGCUCGCUUCUUCUACCGCUCCAUGGAAGGGCCCGUGGGCAACCCUAACCACUACACCCUCGGGAUGGAGGUGCUCACCGUCGGAGCGGCGGACCUGCGUUGGCGAGAGACGGCAGCGCCGCCACCUUACCCUGCCUUGCCAGGCCGAACCGCCACCUUCUUCAAGGACUCGUUGCUUUGGACCGUCGAGGAGUUGCUAUUCCGGGAAGCGCCGGGAUUCAUCCGCUUCAAGUUAGAAGACGAGUCGUUCGCUGUCCUGCCAGGGCCUCCUUGCAGCCCGAGUCUGGACUACGCGGCUGCGAGCUUAGCCGAGCUGCGUGGGGAGCUGUGCGUGUGCGUGGCUCGUCACGAGGCUGACUACGGCCACGGGUGGCACGAGACGUGGAUCUGCCGCGACUUGGACGACGCGCCACCGCCACGAUGGGAGCCACGGCAUGUCGUCGAGAUGAUACCCACUUUUCCACGACUCCGAUGUCUACGUCCAAUUGCUGCUUACACUGACGUGCUAGUGCUCCAUGCCGAACCCUGCUAUCUCUGCCGUGAAACUCAAGAACCUGGGAGGAGCAAGGAUCUUGCUCGGGAAAAAGAAAGGAAUACUCCGCUUCACAUGCAGCUCAAGUUGAGGUAUUACCACCCUGACACGGGCAUGUUUGUUGAAUACCCAGCGGCGACAUGUGCCUUUCAAGUAAUCUCAUACGUUCCAAGUUUAGUUCCCGUGUAGAGUGGCUUUUCCACUUUUCUGUAGCUAGGGAAGGUUUUAUUCUCCUUAAUUAGUAGUAUCCGACAAAUGAAGAUACGUUGUAAUUAAUUUCAUACUUGUGAUCUCUCUUUCUUUGUUGCUGAGUUCAAGUUUCUAAGGAAAGAGAUUAUGCUACCA